Molecule: messenger RNA, 489 nt
Organism: Paraglomus occultum
Lineage: Eukaryota; Fungi; Glomeromycota; Glomeromycetes; Paraglomerales; Paraglomeraceae
Source: the annotation of a GenBank genome assembly
AUGCAGGACUUAAGACAGCGCGUGAACGUUGGUGAGAGAGACGCUGGCAGAAAUAAUAACUACUCUGGAAUCGGUAUGGAUUGUGACCCAGGACUAACUUUACAACAAAAAUCACGUGAUCAAAUGCAAACGGUUGAUCGAAUAUCCAACCACAAUGGUAAAGACAUAAGCGAAGCAGACAUCAAUGCAUUUCCGGUUACGCCUACUCUUCAGUUGUCCAGUUCUUCAUCAUCUCAAUAUCUAUGUCCCAGUUUAUCAAGGAUUGCAGAUGAAUGCAUCGACGAUGACGUGCAAUCGCCAAGCGCCUCGUCUACUCAGUCAUCAGAGGAUAGCGUCGAGAUUACCAAGCCUUCUAGAAAUAGAUUCGGAUCCGUCACUGGAACUCUUGUACGAAGACAACCCGUUCGCAAUGUAAUAUCAGCAUAUGCAUCACAUCCAUAUCCGCAACAAAGAAGAAGAAAGGCUUCAGUUAAAAUUUGCAAAAAAUAA